Molecule: messenger RNA, 3098 nt
Organism: Microplitis demolitor
Lineage: Eukaryota; Metazoa; Arthropoda; Insecta; Hymenoptera; Braconidae
Gene: Alg12
Product: dol-P-Man:Man(7)GlcNAc(2)-PP-Dol alpha-1,6-mannosyltransferase
Exons: 8
Coding region: 185-2902 (905 amino acids)
Biological process (GO): protein N-linked glycosylation
Cellular component (GO): endoplasmic reticulum membrane
Molecular function (GO): alpha-1,6-mannosyltransferase activity
Source: RefSeq, a predicted model, not a curated record
ACUUGAAUUUAUAAUUGUAUACGUUGUAAGUAUACAAAAUUAGUACAACGUGUAUAUAGGCUGUUUUAAAAAUACAUAUGUGUUAAAUUUCAAAUAUGUGCUCAAAAUAAAAUAAUUAUAAUAAAUAAACAAAGCUUUUAAAUAUUUAUUAAAAUAUCAUAAAAAUAUAUAUCUACGAAAAUAAAUGAAUGAAAAACAUGGAGAGAUGGAUAAAUUAGUAAUUUUAAUAGCGGCAGUCCAUUUGUUAUACUGUCCAUUUACCAAAGUCGAAGAAAGUUUUAACUUGCAAGCAAUCCACGAUAUUCUUUACCAUGGUCAUAACCUCGACGAGUAUGACCAUCAUGAAUUUCCAGGAGUGGUACCGCGAACCUUUUUGGGAUCUCUGGUGGUAUCUGCAUUCUCAUAUCCAAUUGUCGCUACUAUUAAAUAUUUUGGGUUGAAUAAAUUUUGUUCUCAGUAUGCAGUGAGAGCAGUUUUAGGUUUAUUAGUUAUUUAUACUCUAAGAUUAUACCGGCAAACAUUGCAAAAAAUAUUUGGUAUUGAAUUGACAAAUUGGUUUGUCGCAAUUAUGGUGACGCAGUAUCACUUUAUGUAUUAUCUCAGUAGACCUUUGCCAAAUAUUAUGGCAAUGCCUUUAGUUUUGUUAGCUCUGCGUGGGUGGUUGGAACAAAGUCAUAUUUUAUUUAUAUGGUCAUCAGCACUAGCAAUUAUUAUAUUUAGAGCAGAAUUAGCAUUACUCUUGGGUUUAUUUUUAUUAUAUGACAUAGCAUAUAAAAAAUUAACAAUACCAAGAGUACUAAAAAUAUGUAUACCAGCCGGCAUAUGUUCUCUAGCAUUAACUUUAGUAAUAGAUUCAUAUUUCUGGAAGAGAAUAUUGUGGCCAGAGGGUGAAGUACUUUAUUUUAAUACAGUACUGAAUAAAAGUAGCCAGUGGGGCACAUCUCCGUUUCUGUGGUAUUUUUAUUCAGCAUUGCCACGUGGUCUUGGAUUAUCAUACGUACUAGUACCUUUAGGAAUGCUGUGGGAUGCCAGAGUACGUGCACUUACAGUACCCGCAAUAACAUUUGUUGUUUUGUAUUCAUUUUUGCCGCAUAAAGAACUAAGAUUUAUUAUUUAUGUUUUCCCGUUGCUUAAUGUCGCGACAGCUUCCGCGUGUCAAAGAAUCUGGAAUAAUAGAAAAAAGACAACGUGGAAUUCAUUGCUAGCGUUAGCAGUUCUCAGUCAUUUUAUUUUAAAUGCAGCAUUUACGAUGUUCCUUUUAUGUGUAUCGAGUUCAAAUUAUCCUGGUGGACGUGCUAUCACGAGAUUACAUCAAUUAGAAAAAGAUACUCCGUAUGUUAAUGUCCAUAUCGAUACUUUUACUGCGCAGACUGGAGUUUCCCGAUUUACCCAAAUAAAUCCAGACUGGAGGUAUUCGAAGCAAGAAAAUUUGACGUAUGAUGAUCCAGAUAUUUUACAGUUCACUCAUCUGUUUAUCGAAGCUAAAAGUAAAACUUUGUUUAUAAAUAAGCAGCCUAAUUUUAAAGUUAUCGACUCGAUCGACGGGUUCUCACGCAUUACAUUAAAUUACAAAAUGAUACCGCCAAUAAGAAUUGAAAUGAAACCCAUGAUUUUUAUUAUGAAGAAGCCCGAUAGUAAUUUUGAACGACCUGUCAAAAUGAAAACUAAUUUUAUUGACUUGGAGUCUGAAGAAAUUUUUAGAGCUGACGAAAAAGAAAAUGAUGAUGAUGUAGAAGGUGAAGGUCAAGAUGAUAAUGAAGGCGAAGAAGUAGUAGAUGAAAAUAUUUAUGAAGUAAGUGAAGAAGUUGCUGAAAAAAGUGACGAAAAUGAUUUUAAUAUUAAUGAUGAUGAUGUAGACCCACAAGUUAUUGAAAGCGAAACGGUUUUGACAGAUGAUCGAUUAAAUUUUAAAAGUAGUGAUAGAGGUAAACCAUAUCAAUCAGUUAAAGAUGAAGUUAAACAAAUAGUAGAAAUUGUUAAUGAAAAACGAAAUAAUUUAGAUAUAAUUUUUGAAAAAAAUAAUAUUAAUUCUCAAGUACCUGAUGAAUUAACAAUAGAUAAUAAUAAUAAUAGUUAUGAUGAUGAUGAUGAUGAAAAAAAAGAAUCAGAAAAAAAGCCAAUAGUGAUAAAUAAAAAAAAACUGAUGCCAAAAAAAAUAAUAGUUAAGAAUAAAAAUGAAAUGGAGACUGAAGUAUCUAAAGCUGAUAAAAAAAUAGUUAUUACAAAUAAAUUAAAUGUCAAUACUCCGAAGCAAAAGAUUUCUGCAAUAAAAGCUGAGCUGAGUGAACAGGAAAAGCAGAAGAAAAUGAGCGAACCAAAAGUUGCGAAUGUCAAAGAGAGCAUACGUAAUAUUAUCCAGCAGUUUAAAGAAUUUGAAAAAGAUCUUUCAGCAUCGGCGGCGGGUAAUUUGAAUAAUAAAAUAAAUAAUUGGUCACGUAAGAAAAAAUCAGUUGAGAUAAAUUAUGAGAAGAGCGCUCAGUCAUCUUCAGCGUUGCAGGAUCAUAAGACAGAUGAAUUGCCGGAUGAGAAUGAUGAUGAUGAAGUAGCGGUACUGGGUAAUGCAAAAGUAUAUUUGCGAGAUGUCAUUGAUCAAUUUUACGAACUGAAAGAUGAGCUGUCAUUCAAAGAGAACGACCAGUUCAGAGAUAUCGCUGAUAAAUUUGACGAACGGCCAAUUACUGACACUUUGAUAUUGUUUAGCGAAGCGCUUAAGGAUUUAGUUCAGCAGAGAAAAAAUAAACAAAAUGAAGUUACACUUGAAGACAAUGAUGUAAUUAAUCAAUUUGCCGAUCGGUUUGAAACUCCCGUCCCAAUUACAGUUGAAGCUGAUAAUUCAAAUGAAAGAAAAAUUAAAAAGCCAGUUCUCAAAACCCGCGAAAAAAAAAUAAUUAAAAAUGUCUAGUUAAUAUUUUUUAAAAUUUUAUUAAAAUUUAGUUGAAUUGUUAUUUAAAAUUUUAUUUGUAAAAUUAAAUUAUUUAAAUUUUCGACGCAAUGAAUUAUGAUAAUUAAUGAAUUAUGUAUUUUAAUUAUAAAUAUUUUUCUCAAAGUGCCUUAAUUACUGUAUAAAAUUUUUUAUUAAAAUUAAUUACGCAAAUUGU